Messenger RNA from Ostrea edulis (European flat oyster), 3252 nucleotides. RefSeq lists its product as uncharacterized. The transcript has 14 exons. The record is from RefSeq and is a predicted model, not a curated record. Gene Ontology annotation, molecular function: chitin binding. Bases 1 to 2490 code for a protein of 829 amino acids. NCBI's taxonomy places the organism in Eukaryota, Metazoa, Mollusca, Bivalvia, Ostreida, Ostreidae.
AUGCUUCUACGACAGCUGCCAUUAUGGCCCAAAGUAAUAGGCAGUCUUUUUCUCCUCAUUCAAAUAGUCCAUUUCUCAUCAACCCAACAAUUGAACUGUAGAGUGCCGUCAGAUAUCGUAUUCGUUUUGGACGGUUCUGAGAGUCUGAAAGAUGAAGACUUCAAGAGUAUGAAAAAAUUUGUGAACAAUCUUCUUCUGGGAUAUCCGGUGGAAGAAAACUACACGAGGAUCGGUGUUAUUGUGUUUGGAACAUAUCCAGCAGACACCAUAGAACUCACGUCCACUUACAACAAAUAUUUAUUGGCGGCAAGGAUUGAAAAUCUUGCUCACCCGAAAUCCGGUACCGGAACCGCUCGUGCUUUAGAGGCAAUGCGAGAUAUGUUCCGAACGAAAAGCUCACGUAAUUUUGUCCACCGUGUGGGAGUGGUAAUCACGGACGGUCGUUCCGCUUCACCGGAGCAGACCAAAGACCAGGCAGCCUUGGCCCGGGCGGAGGGCAUCACAUUGUUAGCGAUAGGAUUCGGCUCCAGUAUAUUCAGGGCUGAAUUGGAAACAAUCGCCACAGCAUCAAACGUUUUCAUCUCCAAUUCCUUUAAUGACUCCUUACUGGAGGUGGAUGGCGCUUUAAGACCAUUGGUCUGCGAAGCACCCCCUGUUAUUGUAUUGUCGGGUGGAUCCACUGUUCUUCUGGGCGGAAAUAUUAUUCUAACAGCUACUAUAAGCACAACAUCCAACAUCACAUCUAUGAAAUGGCAGAGGAUUGCUGGAAAUGGUCUAGCUUCAGAUAUUGACAUAGCGUCAUCAUCUGGAAAAUAUAUUGGGAGUACCGUUUCAUCGAUUAAUCCAAAACUUGUUAUCAACAAUGCCAAUUAUAAUGACGGCGCCAUCUACCGGCUCGUUGUGACAAAUGCUGGAGGGGAGACGACUAGUAAUCUAAUUGAAAUCCGGGUUGUCGAACUCCCAAGCAUUACAAUAACCGGAAGUUCUAUCGUUGGAUAUGGAACCACUGCCACCUUAUCAGCGUUCAUCUCCACCAAUGUCCAAGUUCUCUCCGUUAAGUGGCAGAAGGUGUUCGGUAAUGGCGCCGCUUAUGAUAUCGACGUGAUCGGUACUUCCGGAAAAUACAGCGGAAGUACUAAUUCCAUCACUAAUCCCGUCCUAGUGAUCAAUGGCGUUGAUUACACGGACGAGACUAAUUACCAGUUAGUGGUCCGUACGGCCCUCGGAGAGGUGUCCAGUAACCAGAUAAACCUUAUUAUCACAGGAGGUCCAACAAACUCUCCCACAACGACACAAGGUCUGCCUUUCACCACGAACAGAAUCAACUCCGUAUCUCCUGAACUUUGUCCAAAUUGUAUCAUUGGGCGCAACUGGGGCUACAAGUCCGUGACGGGAGACUGUACUAAAUUCAUCCAGAUGCUUCCAGACGCUGGUGGAAACGCCCUGGAAUUCACACACGUGUGUCCUUGGGGUCAGUUUUGGAACUUGAAUCAUCUCACUUGCCAGCCUUCCCACGAGGUGUAUUGCCCAGAUAGUCCUUGUAUCGGAAAGAUGGCAGGUACUGUACCGAUGGCUGGAUACUGUAGUGCUUUCUGGGUGUGUCUGAAUGGCACUGCUGUAGCUUCCUGUUGUCCAGCCAGUAGUAACAGUUAUGUCCAGGGAGUGGGGUGCACCAUGGAUCCCACAUGUUUGUCAGAAUGUCCACCAAAAGACAACAGAAUCGUUGGUCCUGUUGUAUGCACAAACUUUCCUGACGUGACUGAUGAAAAGAAGUUUAUUCAGAUGGCGCCAUCUGGUAACAUUUCCAUGCGCUGUCCGUUAGGUACCGCUUUUGUCGCUGCUGAUUGUGGGUGUACUAAACUGGUCAAGAUCUUGCCGUCUUCAAACCUCGACGAAUGCAAACCGGAAGUUAUACUGAAUUUCGAUGACUUAGCGAGACCUUUCGAGGAUUCCUCCACCAACAGUAUUACUGUCACAUACGAGUAUGUGGAUAUUGAUCCAACUAUGAGAAUGGCUAAAUUCAAUGGGCCGGGAAUUAUUAAUCUGUAUCGUUUUUCCAACGCUGACUUUCAACAGAGUCUCGUUAUCAGAUUAGAGUUCCGUAUACUACCAGGUGGCGCUGAGCAACAGGCUCUAGUUACAAACUGUAUCUAUUCCUAUCAGGAGGAGUCUACUAUUUCAAUGAUUGUAGACAAGAAGAUCAGCGCCGUUAUUUUCGGUCUGGAGACGUCCAAUGCCAAAGCGGAGUUCAUCGUGCCGUACACAAGAAAUGCGGUUAACAAAGUGAUCUUUAUCUAUAAUGGUGAACAAGCUGUAGCCGUCAUCAACAACGUCAGAGCUAACGUAGGACUGACAGGAAACAUUAUCAGAAGACAGAGCGGUAUUGUGAUCGGCGCGGGAAGUCAGAUGGGGCAUUUUAAUGGUUAUAUCGAUAAUUUUGAACUUUUCAUGUGUCUCCCAACGGAAAUUGAACAAUACCUUAGAGACUGAAAAUUCACAUACAUCUGAGUCUGAAUCAAAACUGUGAAAUCUUCGCAAGGACGAGAAAUUGUGUACACACUACAUGUAGUAGCCGUGGAGAAGAAAUACAUGAUGCUAUGAUUUGUAAAUAUGUACAUUUAAAGACCAUUUCCACUUAUUCCUGGAAUUAUUCUGUUCUUUUACUAAUUAGAUACAUUAUGAAUUUAAUUUGCUCGUCGUGUAUUGAGGCAUGAAUAUUUAAUGAAUAUAUGCAUGUUAAAUUUUCUGUGAUUAAGUUAUUCUAUGUGUAUGUCAUGACAUACUGUCGAUAAACAUAACUACUUAUAGAUUCUGCUUUAAACAAAACAUAAAAUGUCUGAUGACGUCAAUUUCUAUUUCUUCGUCUUCAGAAAUUGAUUUUCCAAACUAUUAAUUUUGUCACUGUAAACUCAUCCAAAUGAAAAUGUUUUACUGUAGAAAAGUGCUAGCAAAUUUUAAUAUAAAAAACAAACUUUAAAAUGCACGCUCCUGAUGUUUAUGUAACAACUUGUCAUCAUAGAUAUAUUCUGCGAUGAACAGGCGCCAUUCUGUACGAUAUAUUCUGUGAUGAACAGGCGCCAUUCUGUAUGAAAUUUGUUAUGCUUUGAACAUAUUUUAUUGAUCAAAUCAAAAGGAUUGGGAACAAGAUCUAACAACUUACUAGUUCCUCUCCUGUAUGAGGUCAAAUUCAUUAUUGUACUAUAUACAUGUACAUGUAUAACAAUUUUAAUGGCUAAUGGAAAAUAAAAGAAU